Oldenlandia corymbosa var. corymbosa is the source of this 3189-nucleotide messenger RNA. Lineage: Eukaryota; Viridiplantae; Streptophyta; Magnoliopsida; Gentianales; Rubiaceae. The record is from the annotation of a GenBank genome assembly.
AUGGCGAAUGCACUGAAACACGUAUUUCAGCUCAACAAUGGAACAAAGAUGCCUUUGCUUGGUCUUGGCACUUGGCAGUCGCCGCCUGGACUCGUCGGCAAAGCCGUCGACAUUGCUGUCAGGAUUGGUUAUCGUCACAUUGAUUGCGCAUACAUUUACGGCAACGAGAAGGAGAUUGGUGAUGCUUUGAAGAAACUAUUCGAGGAAGGCGUUGUUAAGCGCGAGGACUUAUGGAUUACCUCCAAGCUAUGGCAUGAAGAUCACGCACCAGAAGAUGUACCUGUGGCUUUCGAGAGGUCAUUGCAAAAUCUGCAGCUUGAUUACCUCGACUUGUACCUUAUACACUGGCCUGUACAUUUGAAGAGGGGAGCUGCCAGAGGCUCACCAGACUAUGUUCUGCCAACAGAUUUACACAGCACCUGGAGAGCAAUGGAAGCACUCUAUGAUUCUGGCAGGACUAAAGCUAUUGGAGUUUGUAAUUUCUCAACAAAGAAGUUGGGCGAUCUGUUGGACAUAGCACGAGUCCCCCCCGCUGUUGACCAGGUGGAGUGUCAUCCAGUAUGGCAGCAGCCCAAGUUGCACGAAUUCUGUAAAUCUAAGGGUGUUCACCUAUCUGCAUGGUCACCAUUGGGCUCUCCUGGAACAUCAUUUAUAAAAGGGAAUGUCAUCACUCAUCCAAUUGUGACUAGUAUAGCAGAAACACUCGGCAGAACUCCCGCACAGGUUGCUUUGCGCUGGGGUUUGCAGGCAGGUCAUGGUGUGCUUCCAAAGAGCACAAAUGAAAAUAGAAUUAAAGAGAAUUUUGAUAUAUUUGACUGGUCCAUACCUGAUGAUUUGAUGGCCAAGUUUUCCGAAAUUAAGCAGGAAAGAUUAGUGAAAGGGGAAGCCUAUAUCACAGCGAAUGGACCAUACAAGUCAGUUGAGGAACUUUGGGAUGUUAAUUUUAAGAAACGCAAAGAGUUGACUUGUUCUAAGGAGGCUGAAAUGGAGACUGCCCUGAAGCACUACUAUCAGUUGAACAAUGGAGUAAAAAUGCCUUUGCUUGGCCUUGGUACUUGGCAGGCGGAGCCUGCGGUCGUUGGUCGUGCCGUCGAAAUUGCUGUCAGGGUUGGUUACCGCCAUAUUGAUUGUGCACAUCAUUAUUGCAAUGAAAAGGAGAUUGGUGAAGCUUUGAAGAAACUUUUUGAAGAGGGCGUUGUGAAGCGCGAGGACUUGUGGAUUACUUCCAAACUAUGGAAUGAUGAUCAUGCACCAGAAGAUGUACCUGUGGCAUUUCAGCGAACAUUGGAAGAUUUGCAGCUCGACUAUAUCGACCUGUACCUUAUCCACUCGCCCUUUCGCUUUAAAAGGGGAGCUCCUGUAGGUUCACCAGGCUACCUUAUCCCUACCGAUAUACCUAGUACCUGGAGAGCCUUGGAAGCUAUCUAUGAUUCAGGAAGGGCUCGAGCUAUUGGCGUUAGUAACUUCUCAACAAAGAAGUUGGGAGAUCUGUUGGAGAUUGCUCGAGUUCGACCUGCAGUUAACCAGGUAGAGUGCCAUCCAGUAUGGCAGCAGCACAAAUUGCGUGCAUUCUGCGAGUCGAAGAAUGUUCACCUAUCUGCAUGGGGACCUCUAGGUUCACCUGGAUCGUUAUCUGCUGAAGGAAAAGUCCUCAGGUAUCCAGUUCUGACAAGUCUCGCAGAAAAACUGGGAAGAACUCCUGCACAGGUUGCUCUGCGCUGGGGUUUGCAGGUUGGCAACGGAGUACUUCCAAAGAGCUCAAAUGAAGAAAGAAUCAAGGAGAACUUUGAUAUCUUUGACUGGUCCAUACCUGAUGAUUUGAUGUCCAUGUUCUCUGAAAUUAAGCAGGAAAGAUUAGUGAAAGCGGAAAUCUUUGUCUCAGCAGACGGACCAUACAAGUCAGUGGAGGACCUCUGGGACGGUGAGUCGGAGCCUGGGAUCGUAGGUCAAGCUGUGGAUGUUGCUGUCAAGGUUGGUUACCGUCAUAUUGAUUGUGCACACAUUUACCGCAAUGAGAAAGAGAUUGGUGUAGCUUUGAAAAAACUUUUCGAGGAGGCAGUUGUGAAGCGCGAGGAGCUGUGGAUCACUUCCAAACUAUGGCAUGAAGAUCAUGCACCAGAAGAUGUCCCUGUGGCAUUUGAAAGAACCUUGCAAGAUUUGCAGCUUGAUUACAUUGACCUUUACCUUAUCCAUGGACCUGUAUGCUUGAAGCGGGGAGUUCCUAAAGGCUCGCCAGACUAUGUUCUGCCAACCGAUAUACCUAGAACCUGGAGAGCGAUGGAAGCACUCUAUGAUUCUGGCAGGGUACGAGCUAUUGGAGUUAGUAAUUUUUCAACCAAGAAGUUGGACGAUCUGUUGAAGAUAGCACGGGUUCCCCCUGCUGUUAACCAGGUGGAGUGUCAUCCACUAUGGCAGCAGCACAGGUUGCGUGAAUUCUGUAAUUUGAAGAAUGUUCACCUAUCUGCAUGGUCACCAUUGGGCUGUCCUGGAACAUUAUCAAUAAAAGGAAAUGUCCUAUCAGAUCCAGUGCUGACAAGUAUUGCAGAAAAACUUGGCAGAACUCCAGCACAGGUUGCUUUGCGCUGGAGUUUGCAAAUGGGUAAUGGAAUACUUCCAAAGAGCACAAACGAUGGAAGAAUAAAGGAGAAUUGUGAUAUCUUUGACUGGUCCAUACCUGACGAUUUGAUGGCCAAGUUUUCAGAAAUUAAGCAGGUAAGAUUAGUGAAAGCGGAAUUCUAUAUCUCCGCAAAUGGACCAUACGAGUCAGUGGAGGAACUCUGGGAUGGAGCCAAGAUGCCUUCGGUUGGUCUUGGCACUUGGCAAUCGGCGCCUGGUCUCGUCGGUCAAGCCGUCGACAUUGCUAUCAGGGCUGGAUACCGCCACAUUGAUUGUGCCCACAUUUACGGCAACGAGAAGGAGGUUGGUGAUGCUCUGAAGAAACUGUUUGAAGAAGGUUAUGUGAAGCGGGAGGAAUUGUGGAUUACCUCUAAACUCUGGCACACAGAACAUGCACCUGAAGAUGUACCAUUGGCUAUGGAUAGAACCCUGCGUGAAUUGCAGCUUGAUUAUGUCGAUCUGUACCUUGCUUUCUCCUGUGAAAAUGCAAGUGUGGCUAAAAUAAGCUGCUUGAAUAUAGAUCCAUUGGCCAGUGCGUUUGAAGAAGGGUGCGGACAGAAAAUGACCAGAUAG